Molecule: messenger RNA, 1500 nt
Organism: Ceratosolen solmsi marchali
Lineage: Eukaryota; Metazoa; Arthropoda; Insecta; Hymenoptera; Agaonidae
Product: nucleoredoxin
Exons: 8
Coding region: 1-1332 (443 amino acids)
Biological process (GO): negative regulation of Wnt signaling pathway; negative regulation of protein ubiquitination
Cellular component (GO): nucleus
Molecular function (GO): thioredoxin-disulfide reductase (NADPH) activity
Source: RefSeq, a predicted model, not a curated record
AUGAUGAUGAUGAUGGAGGCGGAGGUGGUCAUCGUCGUCGUGUUGGUGGCAAGCAAAGGCCCUGGCAGCGGCUUCUCGGCAAAGAACUCCUUCGUGGAACCCGAGGGCCCGUCGAGCUGCGACGACUUCACCAGGCACCUGCUCGAUCUCUAUGCAAACAUUAACGGUGAGGUGGCGCAGGGUUGCGCGCGUCCCUUCGAGGUCGUGCACGUCCUGCUGUGUAAAAGAGUCCAGGACGCCCUCGACCUUGACGAGAUCUUUCGGAGCCACAUGGCCGAGCUCCCAUGGCUCGCUGUGCCGAGCGACGACUACGAGCGGAAGAUGAAACUGACGCGCAGGUAUCGAGUAAAGGCUGGUGUACCGAUGCUGAUUCUUCUCGAAGGCGCCGGCGGCAUGGUACUGACGAGGGAAGGCGUCGAGCGGACACUCGCCGACCCGAACGGUCUCAACUUCCCCUGGAAGCCACCCCAUCCCCAGCUUACCCUAGAGGACGGUCCCCUGUUAUCAUGCAGGCGCAGCGAUAGCAACAAGUCGAAGCUAUACAAGGAGUUGAGAUAUUGCUACAAGGGGAUCUACUUUAGUGCGUACUGGUGUCCACCUUGCAGGAGUUUCACGCCGCAAUUGAUCGAAACGUAUCAACGAAUUCGCGAAAGGGGUCAGAAUUUUGAAAUAAUUUUCGUUAGCAUAGAUAGGAGUGACGAAUCGUACAAGAACUACGCGAACAUGAUGCCCUGGUUCACAAUACCCUUCGUGGAGAAGGAGAGGAGGCAAAAAUUGAUUAAGGCUUUCGACAUCCAAGCCAUUCCAACAGUGGUCAUUGUCGAUCCUGAUGACAACAUAAUUACGUUCGAUGGCCGCAUCGAGGUUCUCGAAGAUCCAGAGGGUUUUAAUUUCCCAUGGGGGAGUCGGCUUGUGAACAUCCUCACGGAAAAGUACGCGACUUCAUUACACGAUGCCCCGGCCAUUAUUCUCUUUGUCGAGGGUGAAGACAGCGAUAUACAAUUCGGUGAGAGCGUCCUCUUGCCGGCAGUGGAGAUAUAUCGGAGGGACCGGCCAGCCUACGAUCCCAACUACGACGAUCCUGACGAUACGUUGCAGUUUUACAUCGCCUUAGACAGCCAAACCACGGAGAUACUGCGUGAAUUCGUUGGACUGGACGAUGCCGUUCCUUUGCUAACAGUCAUCGACAUACCUCGAGGGAUUUACGCAGUGAUGGAAGAUGGUGUCGAGAUAACAGUUGACUCUGUCCAGCAAUUCGUCGAUGACUAUAAGAAUGAUAAGCUGCCGACCAAAAAAAUUGCAGCUGUUCACAAGACCGUGAAAUCUGAUUAGACGCGUUUUUACCUUCAACGAACACUGCGUAAAAAGGAUCUUCAUUGGCUUCGCCGUUUAUUAAAUACAGACAAAUUUACCCCUGAGUUUUUCGUCGGUAUAUCGAAUUGCUCUUUUUUAUGUGAUAAAGCGUGUUGAAGUAUAUGUACGUUUUGUUUGUUUGAUUUU